Messenger RNA from Stegastes partitus (bicolor damselfish), 3129 nucleotides. RefSeq names its product ACD shelterin complex subunit and telomerase recruitment factor (gene acd). The coding region runs from base 1 to 1416 and encodes 471 amino acids. Lineage: Eukaryota; Metazoa; Chordata; Actinopteri; Pomacentridae. Gene Ontology annotation, molecular function: telomeric repeat DNA binding. The record is from RefSeq and is a predicted model, not a curated record. Gene Ontology annotation, cellular component: chromosome, telomeric region; shelterin complex; telomerase holoenzyme complex. Gene Ontology annotation, biological process: telomere capping; protein localization to chromosome, telomeric region; negative regulation of telomere maintenance via telomerase. The transcript has a single exon.
AUGCCUCGGCCGGCUCGCGGCCGACUGACUCCGUGGAUCGAGAGUCUGAUCCUGAGCUACAGCGUCCCGGAGGAGGAUGACGAGGAGCAGCAGGGUGGCAGGAGCAGCGGCGGCCAGCUGAGGGCUCACGUCAUCGGGGUGGGGCAGUUGUCUCUGUCCCAGGCUCAGCCCUGGAGCUCCGAGGGCCCCACCGGGCUGCUCUACCUGUCCGACGGGCAGCUCCAGAUCCCGGCCGUCCUCACCGCCGCCGCCUGGGAGCUUCUCCAGGAGCAGGAGGACCGCGAGAGCUUCUCCAGCCUGCUCAACACCACCGUGUGCAUCCAGGACUACCGGCUGCUCUUCCACAUGGCGCCGGAGCAGACCCGGUGCAGGUUCUUCCUGUCGGUCGGCGAGCUGGCGACGACGGCCGCCGGCCCGCUGAAGGACAACACGCCCUGCUGCACCACGCUGAGCUCGGUCCGGGUGAAGAUCUGCCAGACGUGGAGGGCGCUGCUGGGCCGCGAGGAGUCGCAGAGGAGCCAGUGUGGGUUCGAGCUCUCCGAGCUGCUGGGCGAGUGGCGGCACGACUGUCUGCAGGAGCUGCUGCAGGACAUCCGGGUCAGACUGAGCCCUAAACCCUCCACCUCGACCCCGCUGGGCCUCCACACCACCGGCUGGGACCUGGACAGAGUCACAUAUAAGGGGGAGGAGCCUUUCAGCGUCCCCAUGAGGUGUCUCCUCAUACCGGAGGAGCUUUCAGGUGAUGAGCAGCAGAUGGAUUCCACCCAGAGCUCACCCUUACUGGUGGAGGAGGUGAUGGAGGAGUCUCUCUCCAACCCCUGGGACAUAUUUCCUCCUCUGUGCAUCUCCUCUUCUUCGACCUCCCCAGAAGCUACACCACCACCACCACCACCAACCACAGACGCUGCAGCCGUCUCCAGCGAGUCCAGCUUCCUCCCGGCGUACCAGAACCAGCCGAGCGGCUUCGUCUCCACUGCUGCUGCUUCGUCCUCAUCCAGUCCUCCAGACGGAGCCUCCACGGGACGCCAGAACCUCCUCGCCGUGGAGCAGGACGGCAACGAAACGGAGGAGAAACCCAGGAAGGCGAAGAGGAAGCGAAGCGAUCCGUCGCCCGAAGCUCUGAGCACGCUGGUGGAGGAGGAGCUCAGCACCAGUCCUCCGUCGUGGCUCUUCGACUCUCAGGCCGGAAGCUCCGGAACCGAGGAGGCCAGCGGCAGCAGCAGGAUCAGCCCCAAGCGGACCAGAAACACUCCCAGCGUGCACAGCGACAGCUCGCCGUUCUCCUACUCCUACCAGGUGAGCGGACAGAACCUGCAGGAUCUCAGCCGGUUCCGAGUGGCGGCGUCGCUGCUGCACUGGGCGGUGAAGUACCUCCUGAGCCCGAAUCAGACGGACCAAACUCAGGACGUCGUCUGAGCAGGUUCUGGUUGAGCCGCUCGGUUUUUGGGUUCAGCUUGUUGGACGUUAACGUUUCAUCUGCAACCGUUCUGUUGGGUUUGGACCUAAAAAGUUAAAUAUUUGCUGUUGUGACGCCUUCAGACACGAAGAUGUGACGUUUUUGUUCGUCGCACAUGAAAGCAAAGUGAAUAUCUGGAUUUUUUGGACAAAACAAGACGUACGCGGUGUUUUUCACACAAAAUGAUGAAUUAUUUAACGGAAACAGAGCUGCGUGUUUUCUUGAUUAAUGAAUUAGUCGAACAGAAAAUUCAUCAGCAGCUAAAACUGAUGCAAAAAUGUCAAACACUCGAUGUUUUGACUCCUCAGAUGUGAAGAUUUGAUGCUUUUCUCUGUCACACGUGAUGCAAAACUGAACAAGACGUGAUGUUUUUCCCACAAAAUGAUGCUUCAUUCAAUGGGAAUCGAACAGAGCUGCUGUGUUUUGUCGAUUAAUCGAUUAGUUGACUGACAGAAAACUCAUCAGCAGCUAAAACUUGAGCAAACAUGUCAAAUAUUUAAUGUUCUGACUCCUCAUAUACAAACAUUUCAAGGUUUCUUUGUCGAACCUGAUGCAAAGUUAAAGUUUUCCCCCCAAAACGAUGAAUCAUUUCAUGGAAAUCUACCAGAGCUUCUGUGUUUCGUUGAUUAAUUAGUGACAAAAAAUUUAUAAGCAACCAAAGUAAAAAUAUUCAACAUUUGAUGGUUUCAGAUUUUAAAAAUGAGGAUUUGAUGCUUUUUUUUUUGUGACGCUUCAGUGAAUGUGUUUGGAUUUUUCUCUACAAAAAAGAAGUUCUAACUGGCUUUUGGUGGCGUUUUGCAGACAAACUAAUGAAUUAUUGAUGAGAAAUGUGACAGAGCUGCAGUGUUUCAUCGAUUCAUUGAUUAUUCAGUCAACAGAAGAUCCAUCAGCAGCUAAAACCGAAGAAAAAAAAGUCAAAUAUCUGAUGUUGUGACUCCUCAGAUGUGAAGAUUUGCUGCUUUUCUGUGGUGAACAUGACGGUAAAGUGAAUAUCUCUGGAGUCCUGUGACAAAAACAAAACAAAUAUUGUUUUCUGUAGUUUAGUAAAUUUACAAUAAAACAAUCGAUUGAAGAGAAAAUAAAAAUCUAAUGAGCAGACUAAGUGUUCUGUGCUGUCAUGUUGGAAAAAAGUGUUUACAGCAGUUUGCUACCUUUAACUUCUGUCUUUGAGUUUAUGAAAAAAAAUAUUGUUCAGCUUAAACAAAGCAAACAGAAAAACGAGCUCCUGUGUUUUGUAACGUGAACUGAAAUCCUCCUUCCUGUGUUUCGUGUGCCGUCGCUGCUCAAUUUAAGGUUCGAUUAUUAAACUCAAAGAGAAAAAACAUUAAAGCUGCAUCAACAUCUGGCUCCUGAAACCUGAAAACUCCAAAUUCAAAAGUUAAAAUUUGGAUUAGAAUGAUUCAGAUUUGGAAAUCCCACGUUUUUCUGCCCAGAAUUCGGUGAUUUAUACGAGUUUGUUUGAGCAACGUCGGAUUGUUUUGAUGCAAACUUCAUACGAUCAGGGAAUCUGGGCUGCAAAGAGCCACAAAAGCAGCACAAAGGGAGUCAAACAAGCAGCACGAGACACUAAAAACGACAACUAAAAGUGAACAUUUACAGGAAUAAAAGAGAAGCAGUUCCCUGUUUGUCCAGCAGGUGUCAGUAAACACACACAUUGCUGUCGUUUAAGACCA